Messenger RNA from Drosophila hydei, 1610 nucleotides. Its product is annotated as zinc finger CCCH-type with G patch domain-containing protein. The record is from RefSeq and is a predicted model, not a curated record. Gene Ontology annotation, biological process: negative regulation of DNA-templated transcription; regulation of transcription by RNA polymerase II. The transcript has 3 exons. Gene Ontology annotation, molecular function: RNA polymerase II cis-regulatory region sequence-specific DNA binding; DNA-binding transcription factor activity, RNA polymerase II-specific; metal ion binding. Gene Ontology annotation, cellular component: nucleus. The coding region runs from base 63 to 1592 and encodes 509 amino acids. Lineage: Eukaryota; Metazoa; Arthropoda; Insecta; Diptera; Drosophilidae.
UUGAACUGGCAAAACAAGUUUUUUUUAGCAUUUUAUAAACAAAAAUGCUUCAGCUGUAGGGUAUGGAUGAGUACGAAGCCCAGUUGCUCGUGGUAGAGCAGGCGCUGCUUGUGACUUCCGACGAGCAGCAACGUGAAGAAUUAAUAGCUUUGCGCACAAAUUUAGAGGAGCUCCUAGCUCUGACCAGAAGCAGUGAAACUGAAGUUACCAACAACACAAAUACACCUGAAACAACUGAUAAUAUAGACAAUGAACUACAACGUUUUCAAAAUGAGCUAAUUGACUUGGAGCACGAGCAAGCAGAUCCAGGUGAGGAUCAGCAACGACUGGAAGAACUACGCACGAAAUAUAAUGGUCUACUGGGUGAAAAGUGCUCGGCGCCCCAUGAACACAGCUGGGGUGCCUUAAGUUAUCACAAUGCACUCAUAUGUGGAGUAGAUGAUGAAUUAAUUGUGGAUAAAAAUGGCAUUUUAGACGUACGACUGCGCGUACUCUUCACAAACCCGACUCACCGCGAGAUGUUGCCAUGCAACUACUACUUAGAAGGCGAAUGUAGAUUUGACGAAGCGCGAUGUCGCUAUUCGCACGGUGCUCUAGUGCCAGGAGCAUCCAUCAAAGAUUACAAUGCUCCAGAUUUCCAUAGACUUGCACGCAAUUGUCCAGUUCUGGCUAAGUUACAGGACCGACUGUGGCAUCGUGGUCGGGUGCUAUGCGUAAAUUUUGUGGAGCAGCAAUGUCGCGUGCGUCUGGAUGGCCAGGAGCACAAGGAGCGUGAGCGUGACUUUCCAUUUGAGGAACUGUUUCCUCUGAUCACUGACGAAGAUGAUGAGCUCACGAGCGACAGUGGAGAUUCAAAUGAAACGGAUGGAAGCGAUGCAGGGAAUGAAUCCGACAUGGACGACUUCGAGGCAGCGCGCCAAGCACGCAUGGUAGAGCUUAGCCUAUUUACAUUCAAGCCCACAGAGAGAUUGGGCGCUUGGGAGCAGUAUACGCGUGGCAUAGGCUCCAAACUGAUGGCCAACAUGGGGUACAUACACGGCACAGGCCUUGGCUCGGAUGGCCGGGGUAUUGUUACGCCAGUAAGCGCACAGAUACUGCCACAGGGUCGCUCGCUCGACGCCUGCAUGGAGCUACGUGAGGCAGCUAACGGAGAUAAGGACUAUUUCAGUGUAGAGCGUAAAUUAAAACGCGCUCAACGUCGACAGCAAGCAGCGAAUGAAAAGGCCUACGAGCGCGAGGCGAAACGCACAGAUGUGUUUGCCUUCCUCAAUACUAGUGUGCUAAGUCAGGGCAGCCAGCAGGCCGAGAAUGCAAACAAAAAAACAAGGACGAAUACUCUGCAGCAACACUCAAAUAAAACUCUCAAUGUGGAAACGGUGCGAAUUGCCGAUGACAUACGCCGAAAACAGCGAGACAUUGCCAAGGUGCAGCAAUCGUUGGCACGUAAUGCAACAGAUGCGCAGCUGCAGAAACGAUUGAAUGUGCAACUCCAAGUGCAGAAACAAGAGCUCGCUACGCUGCAGGCGCAAGAGAGUAGUUUAAGCAAAGAGCAGCAGACGCGCAAGAGCAAAAAUAAAAUGUUUGAGUUCUAAUUUACAAUUCACCUUAAA